CAUGGAGGAGCUGGACCUGAGUCUGAUUGAUGCCCUGACGGACAGCGUCCCCCGGGAGGGUCCAGAGGGCCUGGUGGGGAGAGACUUCGUGGCGAUGCUGGAGUCCGAGGCCUUCGUUGACCAGGUGGGCGAGAAGGUGGGCAAGACAGACUACAUCCUCCUGAUGGACAAUGAUGGGACCAGGGCAGAUGCCAACCCUGUGUUGGAUAAUGGCAAGCUGGACGCCCAAGAGGCACAACAACCUGGUUCUAAUGUGACACCGGGGGGACAGAUAUCAGCUUCGCGCCCAGAACCACAGGGGGAAGUGCGUCCCAACUCGGCAGAGCACCAGGUCUUUGCAGCAACAGAUUUCCUCUCAGGCUCCAUGGCGGGCGUCCCUGAUCAGUGGAGCUCCCAGCCCAACAUCCCGCCCCGGAUGAUGGAUAGUGGACUGAUAAGAGAUUCCUCAGGUUUCUCCCAGCAUGCCAUGGGGCUGAAUAUGGACAUGGGGAUGGCUCUACUGUCAGCAGAGAGGCCUCCCAGCAUCGCUGAGCACCAGACGCCCAAGGACAUGUCUACAGGUGCCCUGGACGAUGGCUGGACAGACAAGGUUCGCAUUCCCACCGACCUGCCGUUCACCCCAAGCUUCUCCACAAUGAUCAGUCACCAUGAAAGCCACCUGGGGGCCAGCCCCGAGGACGUUCCUGACUGUGGCUGGCCCCACCAAGAGGCCUUGGCCAUGGGGGAGGAGAUGGAGAGCAACGAGGGAAAUGACUGCAAACAACAACAACAGCAGAAGAAGAAGAAGAAGAGGAGGCCCCGAGACGAGGUGUACGACAGGGGCCAACCGGAGACUCAGGCUGAGAACACAAUCGCGUCAGAGGGCCACCACGGGGUCACCCCCUGCAAGGACAGGGACAGGAUGGUGGGGGGCUGGGAGCGGGAAGAGCCAGGGAGGAGUGGAGGCAGGGGAAAGAGGGGCAAGAGCAGGAAGAAGCUUCCAGAAGAGUGGGGGUUUACAGCCGAGCCCUUCGUGCCCUCCUCUGCCGCUCACCUCUCUGAGGGGGUGUUAGACCAACUAGCGCCCCCCAUCGUCCACCGCCGGCGCCUGGAGAACCCCUGCUCUAGUAUGGGUGACAUGGGGCUGAUCCCUGCCAGUGAAGACCUCUUCCCUUCAUCUCUCACCCAGGAUCUGCUCCCUCUCAUGGCCCCAACCUCCCCUCCACCUGCCAUGAGCUGCGAUCACCUGCCUACCACCCCCGUCUCUAUCCCCACCAGUCAGGGAGACUUCUCGCCCAGAGGCACCUUCCCCACGUGUCCUGGAGACCCAUUCACCGCCAGCUACCAAGACCUGCUUAUGGAUACAGAGACUGCCAGCCUGGGUAAUGACAAAGAGGCUUUUUCCCCAGCUUUUUCCCUAGAUUCCCUAGUUCAUGAGUCAGGGGUCAAAGUGAUGUUUGAUCAUGACACCUCAAUGCAGGAUGUCCAUAUUGAAGAUGCCGUGAGUUUUAGCCCCACCCACCAACCAGAUAGUGUCCUAUCACCAUUGGAGAAGCCUAGUGAGCUCACAGCGACCGCACCCCCUUUCUCCCCCUCCGACAGCUCCUGGCUCAUCAACGACUACCACUUCAACAACAACUGCUUUGAGUUCAGUGACAUCACUCCAGGGCACUCCCUACCUGUGGGCCUGGCCUUCGACACACCCAGCCCAGUCCCGCUCCGCUCCCCCAAAACCGUGCCUGAAUUCUACCCCAGGGGGGGCAAAAAGGCCAAAUCCCCAUCACAGAAGAUACCCAAGAAGUCCCGCUCCUCCUCCUCCUCCUCUUCCACCAAAAGCCCCACCUCACCAGGUUCCAGUCUGAACCCCACCGCCCAGUCCUUCUUCCCCUGCUUCGCCAACCCCACAGAGCCCCUCACCGUGGUGGUGGCCCCAAUGUCUGAAGGUUUGUUGCAGUGGCGUGUGAUGUUCACCAGGAGGAUUAGAGGAGUCGACCAAUACCUUGUAUGGGCAUGUGGCUCUACGGCUGGGCUGGGACCGACCCAAUAGCCCAGUUUAGACAGCCUGACUGACUAACUGAGAUACACUCUGUCCGAGGGACGUGGUUUGGCUUUUUGGGCGAGUUUCCUCUUACCCACAAGGCACUGCUGCUUCUGGGCAGUGCUGGAGUGUUCUCAUUAACCCUGUGUGGUCCAGGGUGUGCUACUAACUACAACACACACUCACCACAUUGCGGUUUCACCGGCAUUUUCUUUCAUCACCAAACCUCUCUCUCUCUCUCUGUCUUCCUUUCUGCUGUGUCCCAGUGUCUCUCUUAGUCUAGUAUGUUGAAGGUCCAUGACUUCUUCAUGUCUUCAUAUCCUCUCUGUUUUGAAUUAAACAUUUUUUCCCUCCACGCUGUCUCUUCUAUAGCUAACAUUUCGUUCAGAGAGGAGCCUCUAAACAGUUCUCUGUUGAUGUCCAAACCACUUGCAAUGCAUGUACCGCUCACUAACCAAAAACAUGUCUGAAUGAAUAUACACUCAAAUCAGGUCACAUGUUUUAAUAACACAUUGUUAUUACCUCUUUCUUUCGUUCCAUGUCCUGCCGAUUCCCUUCUGCCUCCACGACGGCCAC
Oncorhynchus masou masou (cherry salmon) is the source of this 2593-nucleotide messenger RNA. RefSeq lists its product as uncharacterized. The transcript has 6 exons. The record is from RefSeq and is a predicted model, not a curated record. NCBI's taxonomy places the organism in Eukaryota, Metazoa, Chordata, Actinopteri, Salmoniformes, Salmonidae. The coding region runs from base 2 to 2026 and encodes 674 amino acids.